This is a messenger RNA of Anthonomus grandis grandis, 2466 nucleotides long. Its product is annotated as sodium/hydrogen exchanger 9B2-like. The record is from RefSeq and is a predicted model, not a curated record. The transcript is spliced from 10 exons. Gene Ontology annotation, biological process: proton transmembrane transport. Gene Ontology annotation, molecular function: antiporter activity. Bases 307 to 2319 code for a protein of 670 amino acids. Gene Ontology annotation, cellular component: membrane. NCBI's taxonomy places the organism in Eukaryota, Metazoa, Arthropoda, Insecta, Coleoptera, Curculionidae.
UGGAAUAAACCCUCCUUCUAGGCAUGGUCAUUUUAAAUUUUAACCUUUCGGCGCUAUCACCUCCGGUGUUGUCUGCUCUCUUACUAUAACAAUUCAAUUUUUUUUUUGUUUAUAUUUGGUUGUUUAUAACAAUUGGCACUUGACUUGCAUAUAGAUUGCAGAUCUAAAGUGGAACUUUCAGCGACGAUACUCGUAAAUACCGAUCGCUUUUCGUGAUUAUAGUUAAGCCGUUAUGUGAUUUAAAAGAGAUAGUAUAUAUUAUAUAGGUAAGUGAUGCUGAAGUGUCAUCAUCGUAAUUGAUAUAGUAUGUCAGUUGAUCUGGACGUAAACGAUGACUCAAGAAAUCCAUCGCCCACUUCCCAUCCAGAGAACAACCACACAAGAAAGGUCAGCAUAAUAGAAAAUCAUUUUCACGAUAAGGGACGCGAUAACCAUGCCUUUGAUUCGCCGGCGAAAACUCGGAAAAUUUCCGCACAAUCCGAAUUGGCGGAAAUCGGACCGGUGCGGAAAAAGAGCAUCUUACAUAUGGCCGCCAAUGUUUUAGAUGAACGACCUGAAAAAACCAGAUUAGAUAAUGGGGACUCCAAUAGGGUUAAAAAACAUUCCACCACCGAUUCCAUACAUUCCAAAACGUCCGCUUAUUCCAAAUCGUCGGCGUAUUCCAGGGCCAGGAGGUAUUCGGAGAUUAGUGAGGACGACCGGUCUUGGUGGUACAGUUUUUGCCUAAAAUGUCGAUCACACGAAUCCCAUCCCUCUUGGCAGCCAAGAUUCUGGCCAAAAAUGUGCCCCUAUCCGUUUUGUCCGACUUACCGGCAGUUUUCCAGAAUUAUUGCCUUAACUCUCAUUGGUAUCUUAGCUUGGUGUGUCUUAUACGCAAUAGUAGGCGAUACAGCUGCACCUCCUAAUGGCAUUUUAUAUCAACUGAUCCUGCUGAGCAUUUGCGCUCACUUUGGGGGGUGGCUCAUGACCCUUACAACUUUACCAGCCCUUAUUGGAAUGCUUUUCACUGGAGUCCUGUUUCAGAACGUCGGGAUUGUUAAUAUUAACGAGGAAUUUCAGGAAAUCAAUAAGGAAUUAAGGCAUUUGGCUUUGGUGAUACUGUUGAUACGGGCUGGCCUGGACCUGGAUCCUGAAGCAAUGAAGAAACUUAAAUUAACAGUGAUCAAAAUCGGCCUGAUCCCUUGGGUGGUGGAGGCGGGAAUCACUGCGGUUUUAUCAAAGUUCUUCCUGAAAAUCCCAUGGGAUUAUUCUAUACUUUUAGGGAGUAUUGUUGCGGCCGUGUCUCCUGCAGUGGUUGUUUCCUGCCUCUUCAGGCUUCGGGCUAAGGGCUAUGGAGUGGCCAAAGGGAUUCCCACACUGAUUUUAGCAGUAUCCAGCAUCGAUGAUGCUACCUCGGUUGCCAUAUUCGGCAUUGUCAAGAGCAUUAUGUUCUCGGAUAGCAGUCUGGCUCAGUUGAUUCUCCAAGGGCCUGUAUCCAUUUUAGGAGGGAUCGCUUUUGGGGUUUUAUGGGGAACUAUUUGUAACUAUACCCCGGAAAAACACGAUCCGUUUAUGGUUCCCCUAAGGAUCCUUUUGCUCCUAUCAGGAGGCACAGUGGCGGUUUUUGGUAGCGAACUAAUAGGUUACGGAGGUGCAGGUCCUCUGGCCUGCGUAGCAGCGGCCUUCACCUGUCUCGUAGUCUGGACCAAACAGGGAUGGGAGAUCGAGGACAAUCCGGCCGCCACCGCUUUCGAAAUCUUCUGGAUGAUCUUCGAGCCGAUCCUCUUUGGCAUCACCGGAGCUCAAGUUAAAUUCAGCGAGUUGGACGGAACGAUCGUUGCCAUCGGGUUUGGGAUAUUGGUGGCCGCGGUCUUGGUCCGGAUGGUGGUCACCGUUCUCGUAGGGAUCGGAUGCGGCUACAACAUGAAGGAAAAAGUGUUCAUCGCGUUCGCUUUGAUGGCUAAAGCGACGGUCCAGGCUGCUCUUGGACCAGUUACUUUAGGCCUGAUCUCGGACACUAGCAGCGAAGAAUAUCAACAUGCGACAAAAAUUAUGAUGGUGUGCGUGUUAUCGAUCAUGGUUACGGCACCGACUGGUGCCAUUUUGAUCACCAUCAGUGGCCCGAGGCUACUAACGAAGACGAAAAUGGUGACAAUCCCGGAGGGUUGGAGGAGAUCCCAUAGACCCUCCAUAAGAGACAUCAGUAUCAUCGAUGAGGAGGAGGAGGAGCGGGAUGUAACUGUUAGUGGUACCGCCACCCCAGUAUCUGGUGGAGUAAAUCAUAGAAUGGCAAGUGGAAAUAAGAAUAAAGUUGAAGAUCUUACUAGGAUAGAGAACUGAGCUGAACAGGAGUUACGUAAUUGUGAUCUAGAGUUUUACUAUGUAUGUACAUAAUAUACUGUGUAUUUUUAUAUUCGUACAUAUAUAUAUUUUGUUGUUUUAUAAGUAAUUAUAUUUUAUUCUCAUUAAUAUAUAUUUUUUAUUUAA